GCCUCCGGCUCAGAGCCGGAUCCGCCUCGGGUCACCGCCUUGCUCCUCCCCGGGCCCAUGCUGCUUCGCGCCCGGCCCCUCCUCCGCCGCCUGCCCGCAGCCGGCUCCUGCGCAUCCCGCCGGGGAGCCUAGCGCCACACAGACCGGUUGUAACUUUUGCAAGGCAAUUAUCAUGUGACUGUGGAUUAUGACAACCAAAAACUUAAAGAAAAGUCCUUAAAUUAAACAUCUGUAUCUUUUGAACAUCUUGGAACUUAUUGGAUACACUCUUUGAAGUCUGUCUGAAUUGUAACUUGUAUAACUUUUUAAAAGCUUCAUAAUGGAGUUCUUAUUAUUCAAAGGAGACUGCAUUAGAGAUUUGAAAAGAACUUUGUUAUUAUUUUUAGUUUUAACAUGUCUGAUAGCUCUUGUUUGCACUGAUCAGGACUAUUACAGUUUACUUGGAAUAUCCAAAGAAGCAAGUAAUAGAGAAAUAAGACAGGCUUUCAAAAAACUGGCAUUAAAGUUACAUCCUGAUAAAAAUCAGAAUGAUCCAGAUGCUCAUGAAAACUUCUUGAAAAUAAAUAGAGCAUAUGAAGUAUUAAAAGAUGACGAGCUACGGAAGAAGUAUGAUAAAUAUGGAGAGAAAGGUCUUGAAGAUCACCAACAAGGAGGUCGAUAUGAGAGUUGGAACUUUUAUCGCUAUGAUUUUGGUAUUUAUGAUGAUGAUCCUGAAAUCAUAACACUGGAUAGAGGAGAAUUUGAUGCUGCUGUUAACUCUGGAGAACUCUGGUUCAUAAAUUUCUAUUCCCCUCGAUGUUCACACUGCCAUGAUUUAGCACCUACGUGGAGAGAAUUUGCUAAAGAAAUGGAUGGACUAAUACGCAUUGGAGCUGUAAAUUGUGGUGAUAACAGAAUGCUUUGUCGGAUCAAAGGAAUUAAUAGUUAUCCAAGUCUCUAUGUUUUCAAAACUGGAAUGAAUCCAGUAAAAUAUUAUGGAGACAGAUCAAAGGAAAGUUUAAUGAGUUUUGCCAUGCAGUAUGUCACAAGCACAGUGACAGAGUUAUGGGCAGGAAAUUUUGUGAAUGCUAUUCAAGCUUCAUUUGCCUCUGGUGUUGGCUGGCUGAUCACUUUCUGUGCUGAGGGUGAAGAUUGUUUGACUUCCCAGACACGCCUUAAACUAGCCGGCAUGUUGGAAGGCCUUGUUAAUGUAGGCUGGAUGGAUUGUGCCACCCAGGGUGAGCUUUGUGAUAAUUUGGAUAUCUCAUCUAGUACUACAGCAUACUUUCCACCUGGAGCCACCUUAACUAAUAAAGAGAAAGGAGGUGUUUUGUUUCUUAACUCCUUGGAUGCCAAAGAGAUAUAUUUGGAAGUAAUGCAGCAUCUUCCAGAUUUUGAAAUGCUCUCUGCAGCCUCAUUAGAGGACCAUGUGGCUCAUCACCGAUGGCUGCUUUUCUUUCAGUUCGGUGAGAGUGACAAGUCAAAUGUGCAUGAGUUUAAAAAACUGAAUUUUCUACUUAAAGAUGAACAUAUUCAGGUUGGAAAGAUUGACUGCCUUUCUUCACCAAGUGUCUGCAGUAAUCUGUAUGUCUAUCAGCCAUGUCUAGCAGUCUUUAAAGGAAAGGGAACUGAAGAUUAUGAAAUUCAUCAUGGGAAGAUGAUCCUAUAUGACAUAGUUGCAUUCGCCAAGGAGAGUGUAAACUCUAAUGUUAUCACACUUGGGCCUCAGAAUUUUCCUGGCAAGGAGAAGGAACCAUGGCUUGUUGACUUCUUUGCACCUUGGUGUCCUCCAUGUCGAGCUUUGUUGCCAGAGUUGAGAAAAGCAUCAAAGCACCUUAUUGGGCAGCUUAAAUUUGGCACACUAGACUGCACAAUCCAUGAAGGGCUUUGCAACAUGCAUAACAUUAGAGCUUACCCAACAACAGUGGUGUUCAACCAGUCCAAUGUUCAUGAAUAUGAAGGGCAUCACUCAGCUGAACAGAUCUUGGCGUUUAUAGAGGAUCUCAUGAACCCUUCGGUGGUCUCCUUAACACCAGACACUUUCAGUACACUAGUUAAACAAAGAAAGCGGGAUGAAGUCUGGAUGGUUGAUUUCUAUGCUCCAUGGUGUGGGCCUUGCCAGGCUUUAAUGCCAGAAUGGAAAAGGAUGGCCAGGUUGUUAAAUGGAUUAAUCACUGUUGGCAGUAUGGAUUGUCAAAAAUAUUUUUCUUUCUGUCACCAAGAAAAUGUACAGGGAUAUCCUGAAAUAAGACUCUUUCCUCAAAAAUCAAAUACAGGUCAUCAUUACUAUAGUUACAAUGGUUGGCACAGGGAUUCGUAUUCGUUAAGGAGCUGGGCACUUGGAUAUUUACCUCAAGUAUCCGUAGAUCUGACACCUCAGAGCUUCACAGAAAAAGUUUUGCAUGGGAAAGAUCAUUGGGUCAUUGAUUUUUAUGCUCCUUGGUGUGGCCCUUGCCAAAAUUUUGCUCCAGAAUUUGAGGUGCUAGCUAGGACUGUAAAAGGAAAAGUAAAAGCUGGAAAAAUUGACUGUCAAGCUUAUGCUCAUACUUGUCAGACGGCUGGCAUCAGAGCCUACCCUACUGUUAAAUUUUAUCCCUACCAAGGAGCAAAGAGAAAUGUUCUUGGAGAACAUAUAGACAGCAGAGAUGCAAAGGGCAUAGCUGAUCUUCUGACUGAAAGAUUAGCCGUCAUUAAAAAUAAAGGAAAGAGAAAAAAAUCUUCUAGAAACAAGGAUGAACUCUGAUAUUGAAGAGGAUAAAAGUCAGAGUAUACUGAAGCUGUGACAAAUAGAAGGCACCAUGAUGAAAAUAUAAGUUAGACUAAUUUCAUGAUAGGAAAAACAGAAAUGAACCUUAGUUUGAAUUCAUGGACACCAAGGCUUGUCCACAUGAAUUCUAUAAAACUUUGUGGCGGGAGUUGUUCUAUUUGUUGUGUAGGGAUUACAAGAAUUUGGGAAUAGUCUGUGUCUGCCCCACUUGCUGAAGUUUGUGUCUCUUAAUCAAGGGCUUAGACAAUAGUGGAGGCUAUUUGGUUUUCAUCUACCCUCUUGUAUUACAUCUCUUCCCUCACACUCCACACAAAUGUUGCAUUCAACCUGUGGACGAGCAUGUAAUCAAGCCAGCCAAACUUUCAUUUUCACACAGCAGAGUGCAUUGUCCCUUCCUGAACACUGAGGAAUCGUCUGCCAUCAAUGUGAAGGAAAAAUAAUCUUAUCUCAUGAUAGAAGUUUAGUUUUGGGUUUUUAAUUUUGUAGUAAUUCACCAAGCAACCCGUAGUUGGAUAAGUUUAUAGAAUCAACAAAUCACCUUUCUAGUAGAAUAUUGCUAUAUUUUACCAGCUGAGGUGACAAAAGUUUUGAAGAGCUUUGUCUCUUUUUUUUCCUAAAUUCAUCUUACCACAUUAGGAUUUCAAAACUCAAUGUUUAACUCAAAUACAAAUGUGUUAUACCACUGAAGUAUCCUGUACAGAAUUCUCAGCUUGUUUCAUAGUAAAGUUGUUCCAGUUUAUCUUUAACUCAGAUGAAUACGUGGGACACAUCUUUUUAACUUGUUUUGGUAUAACCACUGUCAAACCCUACGCCCCCAGACACCUUUGAAAAUCUUCAUCAUGAAAUAUGGUCCUGACCCACAGUGCAUAUUUCCCUUUUUUGUACAAGUGCCUUCUGAAUUUUGACUAUUUCAUAAUGGACAUUUAACAUUGUUCAUGUAGACACUGAGGUAAUUCUUUGAGUUAUUUUUUAAAAUUGUGUAUGCGACAAAGGAUUCUAUAUGCACCAUUUGCACUUAGCAAUGUUUAAAUAGUUUUACAUUUCAGUUUUACUGGAGUCCACAAAAACUGUCUCCUGUAAGUUAAAUUUCUUUGAAAAGAUAGUGAUCUUUGAAAUGAUUUACUCUUUUCUAAAAUAUAUAUUAGCCACUGCCAUAUGAGGUUUUCUCCCCGUUUCCACCCACCCACCCAGCUUUGGCAUGAUUGAACCUACUGUAGGUACCAUAAUGAUUAGUACAUCAGAAAUUCCUAAGAGGUCCUGUCCUCACUGAGUAAUUUAUAUAAUAAAUUAGAGCGUGACACACAUGAAAACAAAAAGUGACUCUCGUCAGUCUGAGGUACCCAAACUCAAAUACUUUUUACCCCAUGUUUACAGUUACUUAUAUUGCUUGCAGGAUAUUUAAUACAUAUUACCAGCCAUAGACCCCCCCCCAAAAAAAGUAGUACAUCUGUUUCUUUUAUCAAGGACCCUUCCACACUCAGGAAAGUGUCAAAAUUUAUGUGACUUCAAAACAGUCAAGCUCUUUUGUCUUGGUCAGUGCCUGUUUAACUGCAACCUCAUUUCUCACGUUCAUCCCCUGGAGGAAAGGCAGAAAGCAAUGGAUGUCAUAGUUAUACGUUCUUGGAUAAUAUUUUUCGAAAUUCAUUCCAGCAGAACUACAAACAGUAACAGAGAUGUUUGGACAGUCUUCCUUGACUUGCAAUUAAUAGUUAUAGAAAUUUUAGGACAAUAAGUAUGAAGAAUUCACAGCAUUCUUCUUGAUUAAAGUAAUAGGACCAUAAGAACCAACUGGCUUAGUUGGACUGUAGCCCUUUUAACACUUAGGCUUUUCUUAAAUGAACAUACAGAUUCAAUAAUAUUCCCUCCCAUGUUAGUCCUUCCAAACUUGUAUUGAUAGUAUGGAAAUAGAAUACUGUUGUGCCCAUCAGAAGUGUCCAGUCCACAGAAUAUCAGUAUUUGGUAGCCCAAGAAGUCUACAGAUAUGAGACCUCACCUUGUAUAAGAGAAGAAAUACAAAAUGGGCUAUGAGGAGGUAAUUUGUCUAAGUAAAGUGAAAAAAAUGGUUUAAGAUUUAAUUUGAUGUGAAGGAGCUUGUGUAGAAGUCUGUAGUCUGGAAAGAUUCUUGCCACACCUCUGAAAUAGCAUAAUUUCAAGACAUGAAAUGAAAAAAAAAAUAUUGUAUAAACUGUAUUUUACAUUUUUAGGGAUUUGGUCUUGAAGGUUUUUCUUCUACCCUCCAAUAGAUCUCUUUAUGCUUAUGGUUUAGAAAAAUUACUAUAGGAUGCUGUAUGUUUUCAAAGACUUUUGUAAGGUUUUAUUUGGCAACUGAUUUGUCUGCCAAUUCUUACUGUCAAAGCCUAGACUUAAUUUCUAUCUGUGCAAAAUACUAUUCUUACAUUAUUUAGCUUGCUUUUUUUAAGGCACAUUUACUUUCAAUUGCUAAUAUCACAGCUAUAAUUUUAUGCUAGUAAUCUAUAAUUUAAUCAAUAGUUUAAAUGCACUGUCCAGGACACCUACAAUAGCAAGAUCACUAAAGAAGAAGAUCCUGAUUCUGCAAGCUGUAGGAUAAAUUGCAGGAUAUUGGCCCUCAAAGAAGCAUUGGGAAGAGUCAGAACCAGUCGCUCUGCUGUUAGAGUGAAAACAAAUGGAGA
Messenger RNA from Caretta caretta (loggerhead turtle), 5397 nucleotides. It is a transcript of the gene DNAJC10, whose product is annotated as DnaJ heat shock protein family (Hsp40) member C10. The record is from RefSeq and is a predicted model, not a curated record. Gene Ontology annotation, biological process: IRE1-mediated unfolded protein response; protein folding in endoplasmic reticulum. Lineage: Eukaryota; Metazoa; Chordata; Testudines; Cheloniidae. Gene Ontology annotation, cellular component: endoplasmic reticulum lumen; endoplasmic reticulum. Gene Ontology annotation, molecular function: oxidoreductase activity, acting on a sulfur group of donors, disulfide as acceptor; misfolded protein binding; protein-disulfide reductase activity.